AUGCCAAAAACGGUCAAUGUUCGCGUCACUACGAUGGACGCGGAGCUGGAGUUCUCCUUUCACCCAAACACGACGGGGAAGCAGCUGUUUGACCAGGUUUCCAGAACCAUUGGCCUGCGUGAGAUCUGGUAUUUUGGUUUGCAGUUUGUGGACAGCAAAGGGUUCAUCACAUGGCUCAAUGCAGACAAGAAGGUGAUGGCCCAGGACAUCCGGAGGGAGACACCGCUGCAGUUCAAACUCAGAGUCAAGUUCUUCCCAGAGGACGUGUCUGAGGAGCUGAUCCAGGACGUGACGCGCCGCCUCUUCUUCCUCCAGGUGAAGGAGGACAUUCUGUCAGAGGACAUCUACUGCCCUCCAGAGACCGCCGUGCUGCUCGCCUCAUACGCUGUGCAGGCCAAGUUUGGAGAGUACGACAAGUCUUCACACCAGACCGGAUAUUUGACCAACGACCGCCUGCUGCCCAAAAGAGUCCUGAACCAACACAAACUGUCCAAAGAGCAGUGGGAGGAAAGGAUCCACACUUGGCACGUGGAGCACCGAUACAUGCUCAAGGAGGAGUCCAUGAUUGAGUAUCUGAAAAUUGCUCAGGAUCUGGAGAUGUAUGGAGUGAAUUAUUUUGAGAUCAAGAACAAAAAAGGCACCGACUUGUGGCUGGGAGUGGACGCUCUGGGACUGAACAUCUACGAGAAGGAGGACAGACUGACUCCAAAGAUCGGAUUUCCCUGGAGUGAAAUCAGAAACAUUUCCUUCAACGAUAAGAAGUUUGUGAUCAAGCCUAUCGACAAGAAAGCCCCAGACUUUGUUUUCUAUGCUCCUCGUUUGAGAGUGAACAAGAGAAUCCUGCAGCUGUGUAUGGGGAACCAUGAGCUUUACAUGCGCCGCCGUAAAACUGACACCAUCGAAGUGCAGCAGAUGAAGGCCCAGGCCAAAGAAGAGCGUCUGCAGAGGAAGAUGGAGAGGGAUCAGCUGGAGAGUGAGAAGAAGAGGAGGUCGGACAUGGAGAGGGAGAAGGAGGACAUGGAGAGGGAGAAACGGGAGCUGAUGCAGAGGCUGCAAGAGUACGAGGAAACCACCCGCAGAGCUGAAAGAGAGCUGCAGGAGCAGUUGGAUCGGGCCGCGCGUCUGGAGGAGGAACGUCGGAGGGUGCAGGAGGAUGCUGCACGGCUGGAGGCUGAGCGCAUGGAGGCCAUCAUGGCCAAAGAAGAGCUGGCACGACAGGCGGAGGACCAGCUCAAGAACCAGGAGCAUCUGGCGGCUGAGCUGGCCGAAUACGAAGCCAAAAUCGCUGUUCUGGAGGAGGCAAAGAGAGUCAAAGAGGAGGAGGCAGACACAUGGCACAGCAAGGCCAAAGAGGUGGAAGAAAACCUUCUCCGCACCAAGGAGGAGCUGCAGACCGUACGGACGUCCAACUCUUCUUCUUCAGACAGCGAGAGUGACCACGAGCACAGCGAGGAGAACAGCACCUACAGCGCCGAGCUGCACCAACAUGAAAUCAAUGAUCACCGCGAGGAGGAGGAGCGGCUGACCGAGGCAGAGAAGAACCAGCGGCUGCAGAAACAGCUGGAGGCCCUGAGCUCAGAGUUGGCCUCUUCUCGCGACGACAACAAGAAGACGGCGAACGACAUGCUGCAUGCAGAGAACGUGCGUGCAGGACGAGACAAGUACAAGACGCUGCGGCAGAUCCGCAUGGGCAACACCAAGCAGAGGAUCGACGAGUUUGAGGCUUUGUAG
This is a messenger RNA of Knipowitschia caucasica, 1731 nucleotides long. The record is from the annotation of a GenBank genome assembly. Lineage: Eukaryota; Metazoa; Chordata; Actinopteri; Gobiiformes; Gobiidae.